This is a messenger RNA of Guillardia theta CCMP2712, 588 nucleotides long. RefSeq lists its product as hypothetical. The record is from RefSeq and is a predicted model, not a curated record. The transcript has a single exon. The coding region runs from base 223 to 396 and encodes 57 amino acids. NCBI's taxonomy places the organism in Eukaryota, Cryptophyceae, Pyrenomonadales, Geminigeraceae.
AUCGUGAAGGAGUACACAAACAAGGAGUUUCAAGAGGCACGUCAUGUUUGAAUAGCUGAAUCAACCAAGGCAGCGUGUACCUAAAGGGAAGGUUUUUUAUUGAGACGGAAUCGAUACAAUCAGGGCGACAGCACAAAUCGGUCGGAAGGCAGAGCAAUGAAAGGAAUUCAUAGCAACGAAAAAUCUGGACAAAAAGGUCUGUUUUAUUCCAGCAAGUGUCAUAUGGAUGCAAACCUGCACGACAAGGACCUUGUGACCUGGUCUCGUUCUCCGCUCAACGAAGAAUUCGUUCCUACUGGAGGCAGAAUAGAGUGGAAGAACGGUCAGACAGAAAUAGUGGUGCAUGCAGGUAUAGCGCAGAGCAAGCCAUUCGACUUGUCCGUCACAGGAAAUUGAAAGAGUCAUGUUGAAGCCUGCGGAUAUUGCGACUAACUGCAAUUCCCCCGAUGCGAUGAUUAUGUUAUUGAUUCCCAGUUGAAGAAUGGUGUACUGAUGUUUUAGAACGUAUCCUUUGCAUUGAUAAUAGAGAAGACCGAUCGUAUUCAUAUUUAUUUGUUUUUAUUCAUGAAUACAGCGCAACUGAAACUG